GGUUCCAUGACAAAUACGAGGAGAAAACAAUAUUUCCCUUUCCUCACAUAUCCACGGAAAUCAUUCACUUUUUUUUUUAUGCGGGAAACAUAUUUAAUACUCACAUAUUAGCCAUACUUGGCUCCACGGAACAGUGCACCUUACUUCGUCUAUAUGUACCAUAUUUUCUUCAAACAUUAUUUUUUCAAUGCUCUGAUCUCUUUGUGCUGAAGUAUAAUGACAAUAAAGUCAUUCUAUUAGCCAACUGAUAAUGGUGUCGAAAGUGCCAGAUUGAUAACGGUGUGACGCUUACCUGUUUCUGGAGAUUGUAAUGAUACUAAAAAAAAACCUCUUAAGGACUUUUAGAAAUAUUAUUUGGAUAAAAAAAUACAUUUAAACUGGUCAUUUAUUUUAAUUUAUUCAAUCGUUUUGGACGCAAACAGAUACGUUUUGCUUCCCCACACCACGACGUUUUUUCGCGUAAUACGACAGGAAAUGACACCCCUCCGUUGGCCAUCGCCAUGGUAACAACCCAGAGCCAGCAGCCAUUGGCGGGCUCGUUGCCGUAAAGCACAACGGCACUGCACCGAGUUAGCAUCGGUGGCUAACACUCGACCGGCGACUAUUUGUGACCUCCCGGAUCACUUUAGGUCACUUUCCGCCCUCCGGGGAGCAUUAAACUGUUAUGGCGGAGAAAAAUGAAAACCUAGAGGAGCACCUGGAGAAGUUUGUGGAAAAUAUCCGACAGCUCGGAAUCAUUGUCAGCGACUUCCAGUCCAGCAGUCAAGCGGGUCUGAACCAAAAACUGAAUUUAAUGAUCACCGGACUGCAAGACAUUGAGAAAUGCCGUCAACAGCUGCAUGAGAUCAACGUACCUCUGGAGGUGUUCGACUGUAUCGACCAGGGCAAAAACCCUCAGCUGUACACCAAGGAGUGUUUGGAGCGAGCCUUGGCAAGGAACGAACAGGUCAAAGGGAAGAUCGACACGCUGACGAAAUUCAAGAGUCUUCUGAUCUCCGAGCUGGGUAAAGUCUUUCCAGAGGAGAUGGCUAAGUACAAGGCCAUCCAUGGCGACGACGCGCCUUCUUAGUGACUCCUGAGCUUUCAGAACCUGACAUUUGUUUAAAGGGGUUGGACCAAGGAGCAUGCUCUGUGGUUGCAGCCGAGCUGAGCCUCCACGUUCAUUUGAAUGGCUGGACAAAUAUACGCACAUCCUUGUCCUUGUUGCAUGGACGUUGUAUUAGCAGCUCUUUCCUGAUUCGUCAUGAGGCGCUUGUAUUUAUUUAUAUCUUUUGUAUCCCUUCAUACACCUUGUACAGUACACUGUUGCUCAGGUUUCUACGCUCUAUCAAUGCAGGCGUAACUUCUCCUGACCCCAGCUCUGCAUUUGCAUUAAAGUUUUGUAUGUAAAUAAUCCA
This is a messenger RNA of Nerophis lumbriciformis (worm pipefish), 1397 nucleotides long. RefSeq names its product mediator complex subunit 10 (gene med10). Gene Ontology annotation, molecular function: transcription coregulator activity. Gene Ontology annotation, cellular component: mediator complex. NCBI's taxonomy places the organism in Eukaryota, Metazoa, Chordata, Actinopteri, Syngnathiformes, Syngnathidae. Gene Ontology annotation, biological process: regulation of transcription by RNA polymerase II. The record is from RefSeq and is a predicted model, not a curated record.